UAGCGGUCCGAAAACGAUUAUUGUCGGCCAAACGACGCCUUCGUAAAUGGCAUGACGAAUUAUUUAUGGUAAAAGGAUUACUGAUAACGCGGCUCACUGCUCCACCGCCGAACACUGAUGAUAACGGGUUCACAGACAUUGGGCAUCGUACCGUGUGAUUGUUACUUGUUAGGGCUUUACGAACUUAUUUGUCGCUUUUCAACCAAAACGCCAGAAAUAAAUUCACAAACACACCUGUCUCAUUGGAUUCUCACGUUUAUGACAUUCGUUUCGAACGCGUACUACUUUACGUUUGUUUACAUUUUUUUUUCCAACGUUAAUAGUGCAUUCACGAUGUAUUUCCAUUGACUGUCAGUAAUGUGCCGACACUCUAGUGACGUCUUACACUUAGGCUGUGGUUAAUGUUGGUCGUGUCUCAAGGUACGAACAAGCUAUGACCAUGUUCUCUUGGAUACGCAACAGGAGGCAAUUGACUAGACUUGUAGCGUGUGUGCUGAUUUGGUUUUUAUGAACAGACAAAAUAUAAUGUUUUGCUAGCUUGUCUUCCUAUCGUUCUUACCUCAGUGUGCAAAAUAUUAUAAUCCAUGUCAAAAAAAGGGAAUUCACAGGCUCCACAAUCCAGUAGCCAAGGCAUAGAUCAGUAUGGGUUCGAAGACGAUGGACCGCCAGAUACUGUCGAUUGCCUGGGUGCAAGAGACAGCAGGACGAUACACGUCAACUCAAUUCAAAACUUCAAGCACUGUUCGAACUGUAUAUCUACGGCCAAGUACAGUAUAUUGUCGUUCUUGCCCAUAUUCCUCUUCGAACAGUUCCGGCGUUAUUCAAACUGCUUUUUCCUGCUUAUAGCACUCUUGCAGCAAAUACCGGAAGUGUCUCCCACUGGUCGGUUCACAACGUUAGUACCAUUAUGUUUUAUUCUUUUAGUCUCGGCACUUAAAGAAAUUGUUGAAGACUUUAAAAGACAUAGAGCGGACCGUGAAAUCAAUCAUCGAAAAGUUGAAGUCUUAAAUAACGGUAUUUGGACGCCACAACGAUGGGAUCUCAUAAAUGUAGGUGACAUUGUUAGAGUGCAAAACAAUACGUUCUUCCCUGCCGAUCUUCUUAUACUUUCUUCCAGCGAACCACAAAGUAUGUGUUAUAUCGAAACAAUGAACCUAGAUGGCGAAACAAAUUUAAAAAUACGACAAGGUCUUCCAGAAACAUCGCGUUAUGUCGAUGCAAAUGAUCUCAUGCGCUUUAAAGGAGUAAUUGAGUGUGAGCUUCCAAAUCGGUUAAUCUACGAUUUUGCUGGCAGCUUAAAAUUAGUGGAUAGAGUUCCGCUGUCUUUGGGUCCAAACCAUCUUCUGUUGCGAGGUGCCAUGUUGCGUAACACAGCUUGGGUGUGUUGUGUUGUUAUAUAUACUGGUCACGAGACAAAGCUCAUGAUGAAUCAGACUUCAGCUCCUUUGAAAAGAUCAACAGUAGACAAAAUUGUUAACACCCAAAUUAUAAUGCUUUUCUUGUUGCUGUGUACAUUGUGUUUAAUAAGCGCAUUUUGCAACAUUAUUUGGACCAAACAAAAGGGAUCAAAAGACUGGUAUUUACAAGUAGAUGAAUUUGUCACAUUCAAAUUUGCAUUUAAUUUACUCACAUUCUUUAUAUUAUUUAACAAUUUAAUUCCUAUUUCGUUGCAAGUAACUGUUGAGGUUGUACGUUUUAUGCAAGCAUUGUUUAUCAAUAACGAUAUUGAAAUGUAUCACGAAGAAAGUAAUACACCAGCUAUGGCACGAACUUCAAAUUUAAAUGAAGAAUUGGGCAUGGUUAAAUAUAUUUUUUCUGAUAAGACUGGUACAUUAACAAGAAACGUCAUGGAAUUUAAACAUUGUUCAAUAGCUGGAGUACUUUACUUAGAAGGUUCACAAGAGACCUUAAUAAAUAACUCAAAAAACCACCCAACGCGAGAUUAUGUUUUAGAAUUUUUAAGAAUGAUGUCUGUUUGUCAUACGGUUAUUCCAGAAAAGAUUAAAGAUUCCGAUGAAAUUUUAUACCAUGCUUCAUCUCCAGAUGAGCAAGCACUGUUAAAAGGAUGUCAAUUGUUUGGUUAUGUGUUCCAUACUCGUACUCCAAGAUCGGUCACUGUUUCAGCUUUGGGUAUCAAUGAAGAAUAUGAAGUGUUGACUGUCAUAGAGUUUACCAGCGCUAGAAAGAGAAUGUCUGUGAUAGUGCGUGCACCUGAUAAAAAGAUUUAUCUUUAUUGUAAAGGUGCAGAUACUGUUAUUUUCGAACGUCUUUCAAGAGUAGGUGAAGAGUAUAAAGACAUAACAUUGAAGCAUCUUGAAGAGUUUGCAAAUAAUGGUUAUCGUACAUUGUGUUUUGCUUAUGCCGAGAUUUCGGAGCACACUUAUCGGGAUUGGAAUGAAGAAUUUUUGAAAGCUGGUAAUGUUUUGACCAAUCGUGAGGGUGCUAUUGAUGAGGUUGCCAAGUUAAUUGAAGUAAAUCUCAUUCUUCUUGGGGCAACAGCCGUUGAAGACAAAUUACAAGAUCAAGUACCAGAAACUAUUGCAGCUUUGAUAAAAGCAGAUAUUAACGUUUGGGUAUUGACUGGAGAUAAACAAGAAACUGCUAUUAAUAUUGGAUACUCGACAAAUCUGAUUACACAAGGAACUCCUUUAAUUAUACUCAAUGAGCCUACAUUGGACGAACUUAGAGAAUCAUUACGACAGCACAUGAGUGAACGGGGACCAGCUGUAGGAAAGCCUGAUAAUCCUUUAACGCUGGUAAUUGAUGGCCAAUCAUUGAAACAUGCACUGUCUCAUGAUCUUAAAAUGGAUUUCUUAGAACUAUGCAUGAGUUGCAAGUCUGUUAUAUGCUGCCGUGUAUCACCUAUGCAAAAAGCCGAAGUUGUAGAAUUAGUAACGCUGAAUACACGUCAAGUGACAUUAGCUAUUGGCGAUGGUGCAAAUGAUGUCGCAAUGAUACAAAAAGCACAUGUUGGCGUUGGUAUAUCGGGUGUUGAAGGAUUACAGGCUGCUUGUGCAUCUGAUUAUUCUAUAGCCCAAUUUAAGUUCCUGUUGAAAUUGUUAUUUGUCCACGGUGCUUGGAAUUAUAAUAGAAUGUCAAAGUUGAUUUUGUAUAGUUUUUACAAAAAUAUAUGCUUGUACAUCAUUGAACUAUGGUUUGCAAUUUAUUCUGGGUGGUCUGGUCAAAUCAUUUUUGAAAGAUGGACAAUUGGAUUAUAUAAUGUUCUGUUUACUGCUGCUCCACCCUUGGUAAUUGGUAUAUUUGACAUUGUGUGCACUGCAAACACAAGGCUCAAGUUUCCUCAGCUCUAUUCACAGACUUUGGAUACAUUUAAUGUACGGAUAUUUUGGAUAUGGGUGAUAAACGCUAUACUUCAUUCAUUUCUCUUGUUCUGGAUUUGUAUGUUUGCAUUGAAACACGAAGUUGUUUGGUCUAAUGGAAAAGAAGGCGGUUACUUACUCAUGGGAAAUUUUAUAUACACAUAUGUAGUCAUUGUUGUGUGUCUUAAAGCUGGCCUUCACAUACAAUCAUGGUCUUAUAUUGUACAUACAGCCAUAUGGGGUUCAAUUGUUGCAUGGUUUGUGUUUCUAGUCAUUUACAGUCACGUAUGGCAGGUAUUCCCUAUUGGUUCUGUGUUUACUGGCAUGGAUGUUAUGGUAUUCACAUCACCAAUUUUCUGGAUUUUAAUGCUGUUUUCAGUAACUGUUGUUAUGGGAUUGGAUUUAGCAGCUUUAUCAAUUCAAACAACUACUAAAAAAACUCUGGUCCAAACAUUAAGGGAAAACGAAUUACGAAAACCAGACACAAAUAAUGUUGUUAAUCCAAGACAUAGAACAAACGAAAAGGCACGUCUCCUUGAGAACGUAAAAAAUGUUUUCAAUUUCAAAUCUCGAUUACAAUCGACCACGGAAGUUGAAAUGAACCAUGGUUUUGCUUUUUCACAAGAAGAAGGAGGCGCCGUCAGUCAGUCAGAUAUGAUACGCGUGUACAACACGUGCUCGCCAACUCCAGAAGUCGUAUAAAUGCGUGCGAACUGCCGCUAAACCAUUGUUAGUAAUAAUAAUCUUAAACAUAUAAUAUCGCGUGUCAAGCACUUUUUUUAAUUUUACAAUCUGUUAGCUGGUCACUCAUAUUAUUAUUUUUAUUGUUGUUAAUUUUAUUAUUGUCUCUAUAAUUUUUGUUAUGAUGUUACUAUGAUUAUUUUUAUUAUUAUUAUCAUCAUCAUUAUCAUUUCCAUCAUCAAUCAUCGUCAUCAUCAUGAAUGUAUUUUGUCUUUGUGCUCACCAUAAUAGUGUUAUUUUAAUGUUAAGUACAUCAAAAUAUCUGCUUGAAAAUUUCAUCGAUUCAUACUUGUUGAAAUUUGCUUACUACAUUGAAUCUCGGCUGUUCACUGAAUAAAUGAAAAACAAAGAUAGUAUAUACUACACUAUAUAAAGACUUACAAAAUUAAUUAUUAACUUAUGUGAAUAAAAAUUACUUAUAGUUUAUAAACUAUUGGUACAAAAAGGAGAAACAGUUAAUAGUGAAUGCGCGCCCCACCAUAUUUCGACUUAUAAAUCACAUAAUAAUAUAUUUUAUACUAUUUAUGAUUGUUAGCUAAUCGUGACUAUAUCGGGAAAACAAUUAUAUUAAUUCUGAUGAUUUUUUUUUUAUCUAGUGUAGUACAUACAGAACUUUGUUAGUUAUACAUUUAUAUUCACAGAAGACCUAAUUACUAGUCGAAGUUUUUUUUUUUGUAGGGUACAUGGCGAACACAGUACUUAACUAGUAGUCUGUAAACCUAUUAUAUUGUGGACUGCACACUUUUUCGUAUUAAGUACCUAUAUCUAAAAAACAUGUAGUGUUUUUUAUUAGAUUGAACUUCCAUACUAAAGGCUAAAUUAUCGUGGAAAAAUCUACGAGUUUUUAUUUCUAUAUUUUAGAUUAAUUUUUAAUAAAAUAAUAAUUAAGUUGAAAUUACUUACAUUAAUUACGUAUUAUAUAGGCCACAGCAUACAUUUAAUUAAAAUGUAUAUUAAUGUUUACAUUAUUACCUAUUUAAAUUAUUAUUUCAUGGUAUUUUAUCUAGAAAUAGUUUUAUGUCUUCCACAUUCACUUGAAGCUCGCAAUAACUAAUGUGUACAGAUGUGUGUGUGGUUCAUGAUAAAAUAGGUUUUUGAAUGAAAAAAAAUAUAAUAUUAACGUUAUUCGUAUUUCGUGUAUAAUAUAUGUAUUAAACGAGACAGCUCGACCAUGUCAAACAUUUUUAUAUAUUGUGGAUAUCGUUUUCUUGCUUUCUAUAUAGCUGCUAAAAUAAUGAGAUAUUUACGAAAAAUGUAAUACAUCCAAUGCAUACAACACUUUUUAAGACGACACCCGUUGUUCUUUUUUUUAUAGCCGAGCUCAUUACUUAAGCAUUUUUUACAGUUGCGUGCACCUACCUAUGUGCGUUAGAGUGACCAGCUGACAGUUUAUCGGGACAAAUAUUUUUGUUUCUUUCCGAUUUUUCUCCGAUCACAUUUCUGUUAAUUAUAAUGUAUUAAGUCUAGUUUAUAAUUUAUGAUGUCAGUUUUAAUUUGAUUUAAUUAUCGUUAUUAUUAUUAUUAUUAUUAUUAUUA
Rhopalosiphum maidis (corn leaf aphid) is the source of this 5597-nucleotide messenger RNA. Its product is annotated as probable phospholipid-transporting ATPase IA. NCBI's taxonomy places the organism in Eukaryota, Metazoa, Arthropoda, Insecta, Hemiptera, Aphididae. Gene Ontology annotation, cellular component: plasma membrane. Gene Ontology annotation, biological process: phospholipid translocation. Gene Ontology annotation, molecular function: ATP binding; magnesium ion binding; ATPase-coupled intramembrane lipid carrier activity. Bases 585 to 4022 code for a protein of 1145 amino acids. The transcript has 23 exons. The record is from RefSeq and is a predicted model, not a curated record.